Phytophthora nicotianae INRA-310 is the source of this 3549-nucleotide messenger RNA. RefSeq lists its product as hypothetical. The record is from RefSeq and is a predicted model, not a curated record. Lineage: Eukaryota; Oomycota; Peronosporomycetes; Peronosporales; Peronosporaceae. The transcript has a single exon. Bases 95 to 2290 code for a protein of 731 amino acids.
CGUCGCUUCUUUUCGUCAAGCCAGCGCCAUGGGUUUGCUUGUUCACAUCGAGAACAGCAGCCUCGUGAGCACAUCGACAGAUUGAUAUUCCGCCAUGGGGUGCAGCCAGUCCAAGUCCGCCGACGUAGCCAAUCCCACCGCUGCAGCUCCAGUCGCCACUCCGAAGAAGGCGGAGCCUGUGGCUGUCGAGCAGAAGACCACUGAGUCCCCCAAGGUGGAUGAGAAGGAGCCCAAAACGGAGGAAGAUGAUCACGUGGACGAGGCCCCCAAGACGCUGGAGCCCGUCGCGCCUGUGAUUGACACACCUGCGCCGCCCGCAACCGAACAGGCACCCAGCUCGACUGCCGUCGAUGUUCCUGACAGUGUGCGCGCCAACUUCUCGUCCUUCAACAUCUCAUUCAUCGACCCGACGGUGAGCGCACCCACAAGCGUCUCGACGGAGCCCAACGUGGCGUCCACCAGGGUGGCUGUAUUUUCGGAGAAGGGACCCAAGGAGGAGGAGAAAAAGUUUGAGGAUCCUGCUGUUGAGGAGGAGAAGGUUGAGGAGCCUGUUGCUGAGCACGCUGCACAGCCGACUGUUGAGGCUGAGUCUGUAGAGAAGAACGAGGAGCCGGUUGUUGAUGAGAAGGUGACUGAACCUGCCGUUGUGGAGGUUGAGUAUCCUACGAUCGAGCAGGCUAUUGCCGAGAAUGUCGACGAGGCGAAGGUAGUCGCUGACCCUGUUGAGAAAGUUGAGGAAUCUGUCGUAGAGACCAACGCCGUCGAAGAACACACUGCUGAGCCGGCGGUGGAGGAGAAGAGUGAUGAGCCUGUUGAAGAGAAGAGUGAGGAGGUCAAGAAGGAAGAAGUUGUGGCUGAGCCUGUCGUAGAGAAGGUGGAAGAGCCCAUUGUUGAAAAGGUUGAAGAGCCCACUGUUGAGAAGACAGAGGAGAUCACUACCGAGCCUACUGUUGAGAAGGUGGAGGAGGUUGUUGCUAUACCUGAAGAGGACAAGAGGGCCGAAGAGCCUGCGGUUGAAGAGGCUGCCGAGUCCGACGAGACGAUUGCCGAUGCGAUUGUUGAGGUGAAAGAGCCAGUUGCGACUACCGAGGAGUCUGUUGCGACCACCGAAGAGGUUAAGGAACCAGUUGAGACUGAUGAGGUUAUUGUGGAGCCUGUUGCUGUUGCUGCUGCUCUCGAGAAGGCUGAGAUAUCGGCUGAAGUUGUCGAGGAGACUGCCACUGAAGUUGAGGAGCCUACCGCUCCUGUGGCUAACGAAGUUGCCGAAGCUGCUCCCGUUGAGGCUGCCCCCGUUACCUCAAAGGAUCCAGUCAGUGAGGAAGAACCCACUGCCGCUGUCGAGGAACCUGUGGAGGAGAUCGCCCCGCCUGUUGUGGAGGAGAAUGUGGUCGAACCGGUUGUGGAGACAGUGCCUGAGCCUGCCGCACAGACCACUGAGAAGGUUGUCGAUCCCAUCUCGGAAAAGACUGCCGAACCGGUCGCUGAGGAGAAGGCUGUCGAACCGAUUGUCAAGGAGAAGACUAUCGAGCCUGUCGUCGAGGAGAAGACUGUCGAGCCUGUCGUCGAAGAGAAGGUGGUGGAAGAGGAACCCGUCGACCAGAUCGUCGAGGAAACGACUAUUGCACCCGUCGUGGAGGAGAAGGCUGCUGAAUCUAAUGAGGAGAAAUCGGCUGAUCAGGUUAGUGAGAAGACUGUCGAGCUCGUCGAGGACAAGGAGACUACCGAACCGAUCAUUGAGGAGGAGACUAUCGAACCGGUCGAGAACAAGAUUGUCGAGCCUAGCGAAGAGAAGGAGACUGCUGAGGCCGUCAUUGAGGAGAAGGUUACUGAGACUAUUGCGGAGAAGCCAGUCGAGCAGGUCGCUGAGAAGGAGACAGUUGAGCCUGUGGUGGUGGAGAAGCAGCAAGUCGCUGUGGAGAAAACUACUGAGUCCGUAGUGGAGAAGAAGGUUGCUAAGGCGGUUGAUGAGAAGGUCGAGGAGCCCGCUGAGGAGCCCGCCGUCGUUGACCAGACCGUAGCUACCGUCAAGGAGCCUGUCAUUGAGAAGUCCGUUGAGCCUGUCACUGCUGCCGAGAAGUCUGUCGUAGCAGACAACCAGACUGAAGCUGUGGAGAACGAGUCGGACGGUAGCACCACGUCUGAAGACGGAGCUGAGGCUGAAGACUUGGGUAUUGAAGAGCCUAAGUCUGUUCAAGAGCCCGUGGCUGCCCCCGUCUCGGUGAAGAAAGAAGUGACCGAGCCUGAGGUGGAGGAGACGAAGCCUGCCAAGGAGUUUGUGGCCUCCAACUAAGUAUGAAAUCCGCUGAAACGCGAGCACAGCGACCUCGUGAGUAGGUCAACUAUUCAUUUUUGGUAAAGUAGGACUACAGGUGAACACCACCGCAGACCUCGAUGUAGAUACACAUGUAGGAACGUGCAUAUAGACACACAAGACUCCUUUGCACGACACAUUAAGUUAGUUAUAUGUGGAUUGACUCUCGUACAUUACGCAGCUCCUGACGUUGCUGAUCGAGAUGAUCGAAGGAGACGCUCGUUUUGGUCCGAGUUGGACUCGUCUGUGCUGCCAUUAACCGCUUCGUUAUUGCAGUCAGCGUUCGCAUGGCGACGCAAUAAGCUGCCGUAGCCUAAGGAGAAUGUGUGCGAGAAGUCUCGCUGCUUGAUGGACUGCCACAGCUUUACUGACAAAUUCGUAGCUGCGAUACUGACACACGAACGUGGUGGCUCCCCACAGCGAGCGUUUUGUGCUAUGGCAUUUCGAAGCAACUUGAUGAAUUCCUUUUUCUUCUGCUCGCUCUCGCAGUGUACAAUAUACUGCCGCGCGUUACGGUUUAGUCUUGGUUGAGGCGGCGACGGCGUAUCCAAAGAAUCGCCUUCGGCUGUUAGUUGUGAGGUGCUUCUCGAAAGGGAAUACCGUCUCUUAACGGGUCUCUUAAGUGUACUCGGACUCAAGUUAUGGCAAUUGCAACGCCCAGUCUUCGAUGCCAGAAGGGCGAAGGACUUUGUACUCGAAACGGGGCCAUCGGCAUCAUCGUCUGUCUCCUGAGCUUCAACUACUGUAGCACACGAAAGACAAAUGUGUCGACGAACACGCAGAUAGGAGUUGCUUCGUCGAGCUAUUAACAGCGCAUCUGACAACAGGAUAACGCGUUGUCGGUCUUUGUUGCGCUCUUGGCCAUUUGAGUUGAGACUGUCUCUCAAAGCAGACUCUUCUCUCUCGCUCUCACUGUUAGCUGCAAGUAGCUCCAUCUCGCUGUUCACACUAGACGUAUCGCAGUGGGGCUGUUGAGUCGACCUGUUCUGAUCAAACCUUGUGGAACGCAAGUGGAGCACUCGGGCUAAACGUGCUCUCCGAUCCAUCACCUGCACAGCUGCUGGCAUUUCAUAAAGCAGUUUACGCCCCGGACGUAACAGCUCCAACUUGGAGGAAAGCUUGGCGUUGUCGAUGCUGUCAUUGAUAGACAGCAAACGUACGUUGUGCUCGGCGUCUCGGACACGAGCGUUGACGAGAUCAGAGACGCGCUGAACGCUCUCCAACGCCUCCUUCGCCAG